Molecule: messenger RNA, 1487 nt
Organism: Populus nigra (black poplar)
Lineage: Eukaryota; Viridiplantae; Streptophyta; Magnoliopsida; Malpighiales; Salicaceae
Product: pterin-4-alpha-carbinolamine dehydratase 2, mitochondrial-like
Exons: 5
Coding region: 179-553 (124 amino acids)
Biological process (GO): tetrahydrobiopterin biosynthetic process
Cellular component (GO): mitochondrion
Molecular function (GO): 4-alpha-hydroxytetrahydrobiopterin dehydratase activity
Source: RefSeq, a predicted model, not a curated record
GUCAUGGCGACGCGGUGCUUUCCUUCUCCGCUCUUCUCGCUCUCCAAGCCCCAGGCGUCUUAAAAACACUCUCUCCUAGGAGAGCGUCUCUUUCUAUCAUUCAGUAAUAACUUUUGGAGAUACAGUUUCAGGCGCCAUUAGUAAGCAACUCUGUCUGAUAUCCUAUCUGGAGGUCAUCAUGGAAGAUUUGGCUGCAAAGAAGUGUGUGCCAUGCAACCUGAAGGAUCUACAAGCCAUGACUGAAGAAAGUGCAAAUGACCUUCUAUUGAAGGCUGCUGGGUGGAAUUUGGUGAAUGAAAAUGGUACACUAAAGCUGAAUCGUUCAUGGAAAGUAAAGAGUUUCACUAAAGGGCUGGAACUAUUCAAGCUUGUUGGGAAUGUUGCUGAAGCAGAAGGUCACCAUCCGGAUCUUCAUCUGGUUGGAUGGAACAAUAUAACAAUCGAGAUAUGGACUCAUGCAGUGGGUGGACUAACGGAAAAUGACUUCAUACUUGCUGCUAAGAUAAAUGGGCUUAACCUGCACCACCUACUGAGGAAGAAGGCUGCUGCUUGACUUGUAAAUACAAUUAGACUUCAGGUUUUUGGUUAAUAGUCUUAUCCAAAGGUAUGAGGAAAGACUUUUUUUUCUCUCUCCAGUUUGUUAGAUAUUCUAAGUUUUGACUUGAGUUCUGCAUAAAUGGGUGACUUGGAGGCUUUGCAAACAUAUAUCUUGGUAGUUGUAGCAUACACUGAUUUUAAAGAUGAGCAUUGAGAGUUGUAAAAGAGGUUUGUAACUUCAUUUAGGGUUUGCCAGUAGGAUUCAUCGUGCUUUUGGUUUGCAGGCAUGUCUUUAAGCAUCCACCGUUUUCCAAUGGGAUCUUCUCUUUUAACUUUGGCAACUUCUCCCACCCAACACCUCACCACAAAACACCCAAUGUGGUUAAUAAACUAGGUCCAAAAUGCAAAUCCUAGCUUAAGUUUUCUUAUUUUUUUCAAAGUCAACUUUUUGACUCGGCUAGGUCUUAUCUAGCUUUGUUUGAGUUGAUUGUGUCAAUAAGGUUUUCAGUUACAUUUUGAAGACAUAACACAUCAAUCCCCUUUGCCCCCCCAGCUGGUAUGGUCUCUAUAUGCUUUUUUUUAUUCGUUUGUUGGGUUUUUUCUUUUUAGACUCACAUAAAGAUCCACGAAGAAGUGGAGCAAAUCCAACAAAAAUCCAUGGAGGUGGAGUCAUUGAGUUUUGUUGCUUGGAAAAGACAACAUUGAUGCAUGAUAAAUUUGGUUCAAUAGACAUGAUAAUGCUGUCCAGUUCUCUGUUGUAUUCUGCAAUUCGUUGGAGAAGACGAUUGAAAGUCCUGGGAAAUAGAAAGAAGGAUGCGCUGCAUGAAAAAUCAAUGAAUGCUAAAUGGUUAAAAACAUGUAUAUAUAAGCUCAUUAUGUACUUUUCAUGUAUACCGUGAAAAUUAUUUGAGUAAUCACUGAAACUACAGUUUGUGACGGUUUUCUUUUCA